Messenger RNA from Tribolium madens (black flour beetle), 531 nucleotides. RefSeq lists its product as uncharacterized. Gene Ontology annotation, cellular component: plasma membrane. Lineage: Eukaryota; Metazoa; Arthropoda; Insecta; Coleoptera; Tenebrionidae. The transcript is spliced from 5 exons. The record is from RefSeq and is a predicted model, not a curated record. Gene Ontology annotation, biological process: sensory perception of smell; detection of chemical stimulus involved in sensory perception of smell. Gene Ontology annotation, molecular function: odorant binding; olfactory receptor activity. Bases 1 to 531 code for a protein of 176 amino acids.
AUGGAUGAUGUAAUAAAAUUUCAUGAUGGUAGAUAUCAGAAAAAAAUAUACACAAGUUUGUACUUGUGUAUGUCUCGACAUGUAGCAUUAAAACAAUGGAUCUCAAAAAUUUUACAAAUUGUCCGAAGAGCAGUACCGAUUUAUUUUUGUUUGGCAAUUGUAUGCCUUGUAACUGUCAUUUUUGUUAUACUAAUAAAUAAUGUGGAAAACUCUAGUACUAGUGGUAACCUUCUGAAAAUACGGUUACUUCUUGGUGGAAUGUGCGGAGCUGUAGUAUUGUACACAUUUUGCGAAGCGGGACAGUUACUGAGUCAUGAUAUGAGUCAAGUUUUUGAUAUUUUGUUAACUUCCUCAUGGUAUAACUGGGACAGCAAAAAUAGAAAAAUGUUGAUGAUGUUCUUAUUACAUUCACUAAAAGCAGAAACAUUUUCUUGGGGUGGUUUUACUCUGGAUUAUCGAUUCGGAACUUCGGUAGCUAAAACCACAUUGUCUUGGGCUUUUGUUUUGUACAACUUGAGAAAAUCUAGUUAA